Molecule: messenger RNA, 1269 nt
Organism: Closterium sp. NIES-65
Lineage: Eukaryota; Viridiplantae; Streptophyta; Zygnematophyceae; Desmidiales; Closteriaceae
Source: the annotation of a GenBank genome assembly
AUGGCAGAUCAAGAGGAGAAGCCGUCGGCUGCGCUGGCUGCGGCUGAGCGAAUCCGCCAGGCAACGUUGAAAGCCGCCAGCAAGGGAAUGUCUCGCGCGCAGGCAGAGAGGGCUGCGGCUGCUGCUGCUCGCAACGUGAACGCGUACGGGCAGAAGGAGGAAGGGCCGAGCCGCUGGCAGGAGCGCAAGGAGGCGAAGCAACGCAUGUACAUGGAAAGUACGGAGCAGGCGGCGAAGCUGGGCACGCGCGUGGACAUGCGAUCGGGCGCGGCCGGUGCGAAUCAGCAGUGCCAGAAGUGCUUCAAGCUGGGCCACUGGACGUACGAGUGCAAGAACGAGCGCGUGUACAUCGCGCGCCCCUCGCGCACGCAGCUGCUGCGAAACGCCAAGCUUCGCGACAAGUCAGCGCUGGCGGCGGGAGGGUUUGGCGGCGAUGACGACGUCGGCGAGAGCGACGGAAGCGAUAGUGAGGACGAGAAGUCAGGGCGGAAAAAGGGACGUAAAAGGGGAAAGGGUGGGAAGAAAGGAGGGACGGGAGGCCCUGACACGGCAGACGAGGAAGCGGCGACGAAGGUGAAGGGCCGGGGAAAGAAAGAGGCAGGUGUGGCGGACGAGGAGAGGCGUAGGGAGAAGCUGGCGGCCGAGGCGCGCGAGAGUGGCGGGGUGGAGGGCGGCGGGCGCGCGGGGCGAGAGAAGGGCGAGGCGAGGGCGCUGAGAGCAGGGGAAAAAGGGGAGAACGGGAGAAGCAGAGAGGGGAGCGAGGAGGAGCGGGACGAGAGGCGGCGGGACGAGGGCGUGGCGGUGAGAAGCGAGGAGCGCAAGGCAAGGGGCCAGGCUGACCGUGGCGCGGACGCGCGGGGCGAUGAGGAGCACGGUGGUGGGGGCUGGGAGAAGGAGAAGCAGGAGGGUGGUGCGAGGGGCGAUGCAGAGAGGGGCGGCAGGCCCCGAGGGUGGAGUGAGAAUGGCGACGGGGAUGGUGGCGAGCGCGAGGAGGGGGGCGUGGCGAGGGGGGGAGUGCACGGUGGUGCACAUGAUAGUGCAGGGGGGCGAGGUGGCAAGGGGCGUGAUGAGAGGCCGGGAGCGGAUGGCGCACGGAGGACGAAGGAUAAGGCUCGCAGGGUGAUGGAUAACGGCAGUGGAAGCGAGAUCGAGAGUGAUGAGGAGAGCGGGAGCGAGAGUGAGAGUGAGAGCGAGAGUGAGGAGAGUGAGGGGAGGCGUAGGAAAGGAGCAGGGAGGAGGGAGGAGAGGGGAAGAGGCAAGGGCAAGUGA